CCACCACACAACCGCACCUCAUGUCGCUCGGAAAGUGCUGCAUCUCUGGCUUCAAGCACGACGGCACCCCUGCCGGCAAGAUCGAGCAGGUCGGCGGCGUCCGCACUUACGUGACCCUGCCGCAGGGCGACUAUGACCACGAGAAGGCGCUCCUCUUCCUCACCGACAUCUACGGCGUCGACACGCUUCCGAACGGCCAGCUCCUUGCCGACUCGUACGCCGCCAACGGCUACGCCACGUUCAUGCCCGACUACCUCAACGGCGACGCGGUCCCGUUCGCGGCGAUGGAGUCGGGCAAGUUUGACUUGAUGGCGUGGCUCGGCAAGCACGGGCAGGACGUGACGCGCCCGUUCAUCGACAAGGUCAUCGCCGAUCUCAAGAGCAAGGGCUUCAAGCGCUUUGCCGCCGUCGGCUUCUGCUUCGGCGGGCGCUACGUCGCCGACCUCGUCCUCGACGACGCCAUCGACGUCGCCAUGGUGGCGCACCCGUCGCUCCUCAAGGUGCCCGAGGACAUCCAGAACCUGGCCAAGAAGCAGACGCCGUUCCUGUGGAACCACGCGACCGAGGACGUCAUGUUCAACAAGGAGCAGCAGAAGAUCGCGACCGAGAUCCUCAAGGACAACGACAACCACCGCGAGCACCACUGGGAGGGCGCGUCGCACGGCUUUGCGAUCCGCGGCGACCCGAGCGACCCGCAGACGCGCCAGCUGGCCGACGGCGCCUUUGAGGAGUCGGUCAAGUUCCUCCAGGCCAAGCUCUGAGUGAGCACGGCCCGCCCCACCCCGAAUAUUCAUGACGAGCGCGUAGAUAACUUAGUGGAGGAGGACGCAACGAGCAAAGAGUGCUGCAGUACC
Rhodotorula graminis WP1 is the source of this 854-nucleotide messenger RNA. RefSeq lists its product as uncharacterized. The coding region runs from base 21 to 761 and encodes 246 amino acids. The record is from RefSeq and is a predicted model, not a curated record. Lineage: Eukaryota; Fungi; Basidiomycota; Microbotryomycetes; Sporidiobolales; Sporidiobolaceae. The transcript is spliced from 7 exons. Gene Ontology annotation, molecular function: hydrolase activity.